Molecule: messenger RNA, 1937 nt
Organism: Magnolia sinica
Lineage: Eukaryota; Viridiplantae; Streptophyta; Magnoliopsida; Magnoliales; Magnoliaceae
Exons: 9
Coding region: 259-1629 (456 amino acids)
Source: RefSeq, a predicted model, not a curated record
AUUCAAAGGGCAGUAGGGCUACCGGCUUGGAAGCAGGUGUGGAGAUCGGAGAGAGGCUUGGAUACAGGCUCCGGAGACGAAAACAGCUCAGGUUCUCCAUUCUUCACAAGAAGAAGAAGAAGAAGAAGAAGAACAAGAAGAAAAACGGAGUCGAUUUCUUUGAUUUUUUUCCCGAUUUAUAGGGUUUUGAAGAUGGAUGGUUUUAUCUAGGGGUUUAGGGUUUUGUUUUUUUCUCUCCCCUUUCUGUUUUGGAGUGAAAUGGGUAGCAGAGUUCCUGUACAACAUUACAAUCUGAGAUCUGCUAAUUCAUUUCUUGGGAGCUCUCUCCACGAUCUCAACACGGUGGACGCGCGGCCCGGCGAAAUCGAAGGGAUCAGUGAUGUGGACCGCGACGGUGUAACAGAAGAUAGCUUGGAGAACGACGACGAGUCGAAUUCGGUUGAUUGCAUACACGAAUCAUAUAGAAACUCAUUGCCACUUCAUGGUGUUGGUGUAGAAGAAGAUCGUUCUGGCCUUGAAAAUGGCGGGUCUUCGAGGUCCCCCUAUGAUAUUCUGACCAUUGAUGAUAUUUCGCCAAUUGAAACUGCAAGAGCGAGGUUUUUGCAAAUUAUUGUGGACCAUUUCAUUAAUGAACAUGUGAUUCCAGUGGCUGAUUCUUCUGAGGCAGAUUAUAGUAACCAAUCUGGGCAGGAUAAACUAAACAAGAGGAAACCGAAAGACGUACAAUAUGAAGGCGACCCAAAUUUUGUUUUGCCCUUGAUGUAUGUGGCGAAUUUGUAUGAGACCCUACUUAAUGAUGCGAAUAUGCGGCUUGCCUCUUUGGAUGGGAUUCGCGAGAAGACCAUUGGGGUGGCUCUUGAAGCAGCUGGUGGCUUGUAUAGAAGGCUAGCGAAAAAGUUCCCAAGGAAAGGACCAUGUACAUUUAAAAGAAGGGAAUUGGCAACUUCUCUUGAAACAAGGUCGAGAUUUCCAGAGCUAGUAAUACAGGAAGAAAAACGUGUCCGGUUUGUGGUAGUCAAUGGUUUGAUGAUUGUUGAAAAACCAAAUAAUAUGACUAUCGAGGAUGCCGAAUGGUUCAAACGCUUGACUGGUCGGCAUGAAGUGGUUGUCACGGCAAGGGACUACAAAUUUUAUUCACCCAGGCAUAAGUAUCGGCGUGUUCCAUCACAUUCUGUAUCUAACAUCCCUGGGUUGUCUGCAUUUGGCAGCACAGAUAAUUCUUCCACACUAACUACUUCACCAGGUUUCCGUCCUGUAAGUGAACCACAAAAUCAGCAGCAGCCUCCAUCCAAGCAUCACAUGCAACCACUUACCCAUCAACCUCAGUUUCAUCCUCUGCAGCAAACACACCAUCAAUCCAUGCAUCAAAGUCAACAUGCAUCGCACUUUCCCAACACACCACAUCAGUGUGCACACUCUCCACACUUGCCGGAGAUUCCUCAUCAUCAGGCGCAAACUAUUUCCCAGCAUAUGGCUUGCUUGCAGCCCCUCACUGGAGGCCAUGUUGGAGGGCGUUUGCAUGUAAUGCCCGCGAGUCUUGCCAAGUUUUGCGAUGAAUGUGGGGCCCCCUAUUUAAGAGAAACCUCCAAGUUCUGCUCUGAAUGUGGUGUGAAGAGGUUAGGAACCUGAUAUUUCUGCUUUCACUUGUUAUUGCCACAGGAAUCAUCAUUCUCUUUUCUUCUCCUUUGUUGCCUUCUUCUCCCUGUAAAUUUCUUUGGGGAAGAAGCUGCUUGUCUACAAAAAGAAUUCUACUUGUCUUGGUUUGUGUACAGCUUUAUGAAAUAGAGGGAAAAAGCGAUCAGUUGUGCCUGUUUUCUGUUUUUAUUUUUAUUUUUAUUUUUAUUUUUUAUUGGGGUUCCAUUGUAAAUCAUCUCAUGGAAUGAUGAUUCAAAAUGCAACAAUUUCCAUUUUAAAAUAGUUUAUUGUUAUUUUUUCUA